This is a messenger RNA of Rotaria sp. Silwood2, 1536 nucleotides long. Lineage: Eukaryota; Metazoa; Rotifera; Eurotatoria; Philodinida; Philodinidae. The record is from the annotation of a GenBank genome assembly.
AUGAAACGACUUGGUAUUGUUUGGUUUCGAAAUGAUUUACGAUUACAUGAUAAUGAAAUACUUGUAUGGGCUCAUAUAAAUAAUGAUUAUGUUAUUCAUAUGUAUUGUUUUGAUUCACGUCAAGUAAUAGAAAAAACAUACAGAUGUGAUUUUGUUAAAUGUGAUAAAUAUCGAUUGAAAUUUUUAAUUGAAACAGUUGAAAAUCUCAAUGCAUCAUUAGUUAAUAAAGGAAGCCGUCUUUUGACCUAUCGAGAUAUACCUGAGAAUAUUCUCAAUCAAUUCAUUCGACAAUUCAAAGACAAAUUUGAAAUAUCGAUUGGUUUUCAUCAAGAAGUUACACAAGAAGAAAUUGAUGUUGAAAAAGCAGUGCGUCAAUUAGCUCAUGAUAAUAACGUACGUGUCAAAGAAAUUUGGACAUCAACAUUAUAUCAUCCUGAUGAUUUACCAUAUAAUAAUCCGAAAGCGUUUCCUGAUGUAUUUACACAAUUUCGAGUAACACUCGAAAAACAAAGUAUUCGAGUGCGAUGUUUAAUCAAUAUUCUUAAUACAUUUAAGCCAUUACCAGAUGAUUGUGUUAUAACAUCUAUACCAAGUUUAACAGAUUUUGGAUAUUCAAAUGUGAUUGUGCAUCCUAAUAGCGUAUUUCAAUUUGAAGGUGGUGAAUCAUCUGGACUUGCUCAUCUACAAGGAUAUGUUUGGGAAAAAGAUUUAGUUCCAUCUUACAAACAAACACGAAAUAGUUUGACUGGUUCAGAAAGUUCAACAAAAUUUUCUCCAUGGCUAUCAAAUGGAUCAUUAUCUCCUCGUAAAAUCUUUUUUGAAUUAAAAAGAUAUGAAAAUGAACAAGGUAUACCUGAUGCUGGAUAUUGGAUUAUAUUUGAAUUUCUUUGGCGUGAUUUUUUCAAAUUUACUGCUAUGAAAUAUGGUACACGUCUUUUUUAUGGACGUGGCCUUAAAUCAGAUCCAUAUACGUGGAAACAUGAUUUACAACAAUUUGAAGCAUGGAGAACUGGCAAUACAGGUGUUCCAUUUGUUGAUGCUAAUAUGCGUGAGAUAAUGGCUACUGGUUGGAUGUCAAAUAGAGGUAGGCAAAAUGUUGCAAGUUAUCUUACAAAAGAUCUUGGCAUCGAUUGGCGAUAUGGAGCAGUAUGGUUUGAAUCGAUUUUGAUUGAUCAUGAUGUUUGUUCAAACUAUGGAAAUUGGGUGUAUGUAGCCGGUGUUGGAAAUGAUCCAAGAGAAAAUCGACAUUUUAAUAUGAUUAAGCAAGCAUUUGAUUAUGAUUCGAAUGGCAAAUUUGUACGUACAUGGUGCCCUGAAUUAGCUCGUUUACCAAAUGAAUAUAUUCAAACACCAUGGUUAGCUCCAUCACACGUUCUCAAAGAUGCUGGCGUAGAACUUAAUGUUAAUUAUCCGCGACCCAUUAUUAUUGUAUCACAAUGGAAUCAACAAUCUCAAAAUCGUCGAACAUCAUUGCAAAAUCAACAUCAUACGCAGCAACGUGGCAUAAAUUUCUAUUUUAAAAGUAAUCAAAAAUGA